UCCGCGGCGUCCGGGCGCGUCCUCGGCCGGGCGCGCGCCUGGGGCUCGGGCGGAGCAGAGGACGCGUGGAGCUGUGCGAGGACCCGCGGGCUGUGCAGUGCACCUAUGAUAUGUGUUUUAGAAAUACAUGUGUAAAUUUUGGUUUGAAUGAAAAAAUGUCUCUCAAUCCACCUAUAUUUCUCAAAGAAAGGGAAGAAAAUAAUUCAAAAUUUGUAGAAAUACAACAGUCACAAACUGCUCCCAUAGCUUCAGAAGAUCCUCUUCAAAACUUAUGCUUAGCUUCUCAAGAAGUUCUUCAAAAAGCUCAACAAAGUGGGAGAUCAAGGUGUCUCAAAUGCGGUGGUUCAAGAAUGUUCUACUGCUAUACGUGUUAUGUCCCAGUUGAAAACGUACCGCUUGAACAGAUGCCACUUGUGAAGCUUCCAUUGAAGAUUGACAUCAUUAAACAUCCAAAUGAAACAGAUGGCAAAAGUACUGCUAUACAUGCAAAACUCUUAGCACCUGACUUUGUAAAUAUCUACACUUAUCCUUGUAUUCCAGAAUAUGAAGAAAAGGACCAUGAAGUUGCACUUGUUUUUCCUGGGCCUAAGUCUGUCUCAAUAAAAGACAUUUCUUUUCACCUGCAAAAAAGGAUUCAAAAUAAUGUUAGAGGCAAAAAUGAUGACCCUGACAAGCCAUCUACUAAACGCAAGAAAACCGAAGAAGAGGAUUUGAAUGAUAGCAAGUUCAAAGACACAACACUGAAAAAAAUUAUAUUUAUAGAUAGUACGUGGAACCAAACAAACAAAAUAUUCACUGAUGAGAGACUUCAAGGGUUAUUACAAGUUGAGUUGAAAACAAGAAAAACUUGCUUUUGGCGCCAUCAAAAAGGAAAGCCAGAUACCUUCCUUUCCACAAUUGAAGCCAUUUACUACUUUCUGGUAGACUACCAUACUGAUAUAUUAAAAGAGAAAUACAAAGGACAAUAUGACAAUCUUUUAUUUUUCUACUCUUUUAUGUACCAGUUGAUAAAGAAUGCCAAAUGCUCUGGAGACAAGGAAACAAGAAAACUUACCCAUUAGUUUUUAAGAAGCCACUUAUGUCAUUUUAUUUUGCUAAAAUCAAUAAAUUUAUAAUUGUGCUUUGUUUAUUCUUAGGAAAUAUUCAUGUGUAAUGUCUGUCAGACCACUUGAUUAAAGAAGGUUUCAUUCA
Messenger RNA from Ceratotherium simum simum (southern white rhinoceros), 1191 nucleotides. It is a transcript of the gene DTWD1, whose product is annotated as DTW motif tRNA-uridine aminocarboxypropyltransferase 1. Gene Ontology annotation, biological process: tRNA modification. The record is from RefSeq and is a predicted model, not a curated record. Lineage: Eukaryota; Metazoa; Chordata; Mammalia; Perissodactyla; Rhinocerotidae. Gene Ontology annotation, cellular component: nucleus. Gene Ontology annotation, molecular function: tRNA-uridine aminocarboxypropyltransferase activity.